GGUGGAGUAAGGAAAAUGGAGAGGUUGUGUGUAAAUCAAUAGGGUGUGGGGAUCAUAAACACUCUGAUGUAGACAUGACCCUCUACACAGAUCCACCUCUGCCCAAACAAUACUGGAUGGAUCAAGUGAAAUGCACAUCUGAAGAAGAGAGCCUUUGGGAAUGCCUUUAUGUUGACACAAAUAAAAAAGAAAAGUGUGAUGAAAAUAGUUUUGUUGCUGUUGAAUGCUCGGGAGAAGUUAAACUGAGUUUGAAUCUGAAUGGACAGCGUGAUGUAUGUGCUGGUGUGGUGGAGUUCUCAACAGCCAACGGCAUCAUUGGGGUCUGUAAUGAUAACUGGGGUAAGUGGACAAAAACAAGACCAAACAAGAUAUGUCAGGAGCUUGGUUGUGGAGAUCUUCAUUACAUUCCCAAGCCUGGAAUGUUCAAAGAACAACAGAGCGAACGAAAUGUAUUGCUUAAUUGUGUUGGCAAUGAGACGUUCUCUUGGCAGUGUAUGGAGUGGUCAGCCUGCCCGGAGCGAGCCAGUGUGAUCUGCAGCAAUCACACGAGGUUCAGUCUACGAGAUGGCAGCAAUGCUUGCUCUGGGUUGGUGCAAGAGAAAACUGUGAAACAAAAAUCAUGGAAUCCUGUUCAGUCAGCAAAUGUGAAGCCUGAAGUCAUCUGUCCACAACUGAACUGUGGUUCUACUGGAAACUUUACAAAAGGAACUAACAUACUGACCUGCUCAGACCACGUAAAACUCCACAGUUUCACAGCAGAGUGUUUUGGAGAUGUUUCCAUUGAUGUGAAUGGUAGUAACUAUGAAGUGUGCUACAGUGAUCAGGAUUUAAUUCAGUCCCGUAAAAAGAUGGGGGCGGUGGUCUGUCGAGAGCUUGGCUGUGGUGAGAUAGUGCUCGUGGAACAGGGCUCCAAAACUUCUAAUGGUUUGCUGAGUAAUGUUGAUUGUCAGGGCGAUGAACGGUCACUGUGGCAUUGUCUGGCAAUUCAUGAGAAAAAAACAUGCACGGGAACCAAAGUUAUAUGUUCAGGCAGCUUGGAUGUACGUUUGAGUGACGGUCUGGGUCGCUGUUCUGGACGUGUAGAGGUGAAAUGGGAAGGCUCAUGGAGGCCCAUUAUCUCUGAAAGGAACACUAUGAAUUCAGACGUGGUGUGUCAACAUCUAAACUGUGGUGCAUCCUCAAAAAUAAAUAGACAACUUUUUACUGAAGGAGAAAAGACACUGCAAUGGCUGAGGGAUGUCCGGUGUGGAAGCUCUUCAGCAAAGCUCCAUGAGUGUUUCGAGAAUACUGGCUUGAGGACGCCAAGUCUAGAAGAGAAAAACAUAGAAAUCAUUUGCCAAAAGGAAGAACUGAAGUUCUUUGAAGGCGAUUCUCCAUGCAAGGGAAAAGUGCGCAUCAAGCAAUUUGAUGGUAGGACUGUCUGGCUGUCUGCAAAACCAGAGGAAGAGAAUAAGAAAAAAGCCAAUGACACAUGCAAAGCAAUGCAGUGUGGAACUCUGCUCUCCUUUGAACCAGAGCAAAACACCAAAGAUGCCAAAGUCACAUGUUCAGGGUCAAAGACAGAGGAGCCUCGAGUGGCACUUCAAAACUCAUUUGGAGAAAAAUGCUGGGGAAUGGUGAAGGUCUGUGGAGAUGGCAAGUGUGGAGGGGUUUGCAGCAACACUUGGAGAACCGAUGAAGACUCCAAAAUGAUCUGUGGGAACCUGGGCUGUGGAAAUCCAAUUCAAGCCCAGUUACCACUUCAGAUAAAUAAUCUACCUGCCACUUACAGUAGUGUGUACUGCUCAGAAAAUGUACAAAAUAUGACCCUGUGCAAUUUUAUUCCCAACAAAAACCCCACCUGCAAAUCCCUAGCCCACGUGAUAUGCAGAGACAGCAUCAAAGCUAGACAGGAGGAUCCAAGAGACAAAUGCGCUGGAAAAGCGUCACUGUUUUACGCUGGGAAAUGGACACCCAUCUGUAAAGACAGUCUUGAUACAAAUCUUAAAAAAUUGAUCUGCAAGGAACUAUUUUGUGGCGAGAGCAUAAAUGACCAACAUGAUUGGAUUUUGAAUGAAGAAUCUAAAUCUACAGGACUAUCAAGAAUUAAAUGUUUGGAUAAUGCCAACUCUGUUUCCAAAUGUGACCUCAAAGAGGUUUCAGAGAAAGAAUGUAUUGUUGGCUAUCUGAAAUGCACAGAAUGGAAACGAUUGCUCCUCUAUAACAAGGAAGGCGAAUGCAGUGGUCCAGUAUAUGCUCUGCGUGAUAGGAAAACACCCACUCCAGUCAGCACAAAUGGAUGGGGCAACGAGGAAGGACAAAAGCUGUGCGAGUAUCUACAGUGUGGAAAACACAUAUCACACAUCCCUAAAGACACAAACACAAAUGAGUGGUGGAACAAGAUCUAUAAUUGCUCAGGGAAGGAGAAUAUUUGGGAAUGCGAGAGCAAUGAUCAGCCCGCCCAGAAUCAACAGCAGUUAAACAUCCAGUGUGACCUUCACUCCUCUCCAGAUAAACCUCCAAAAAUUAGGCUCUCAAACAACUGCACAGGCGAGGUGCUCAUAGAUAAAGAGCAUGUUUGUGCUUCCCGGUGGGAUGCUGGGAUGUCCAACAAGUUAUGUGACAGCCUCAAUUGUGGUAAGGCACUCUACAGCUGGACCACAGAGUCCACAGAAAAAAAUACCUGGCAUUUCAGCUGCACAGGCAUAGAGACAUCGGUGUGGCAGUGUGGCUCUAGAAAAGACAGCUGUAAGAACAUCCUCUCUGUGGCCUGCAAAGAUAGUGUUGAAUUCAGCUCUACUGAGAAGUGUGGUGGGAAGCUUGUGAUCAAGUAUCAAGGGCGAUGGGAAUAUGUCUGUGGAAAACUGACCACGAAUGAUAACAAGAAGUUUUGUGAUGUGCUUAAGUGCAAUGAUAGACGAGAACUGCUGGAAGAACAGAUAAUAGAAAAAGAAAUAAAGGUGAAAAUUGAUUGCCCAGAAAACCAUUACAACAUUUUUCAGUGCAUGCACCAUCUCAAAAAUGAUAAAUGCAGUCAUGGACCUGCUGAAAUCAAAUGUGAAGGCUAUACUCCACAAACUGCAGAUAAUACUCCAAAACCUGAAGGAUAUACUCCAAAAACUGCAGAUAAUUCUCCAAAUGGAGGUAAUUCUUCAGUGGGUCUGAUAUUGGGUCUGUUAGGAGCUGUGCUGGGGUUGCUGAUUUUGUUUUUAAUGUGGAGAAAUCGGAAACGACUACUUUUAGCCUUAAGAAAUUACAGAAAUAAAAAGGGCAAAGACAUCAACCCAGAUGUGAAUGAAAUGGAUAAGAUGGAUACAGAGGACAAAGGUUUUUCUGAAGAAAAGGCAUCGUUUUUAGAUAAUGAUGACUACGAGGAUGUGGAUUCUCUCAUGGACAAAUCAGGAGAGGAGGAUGAAGAUGACAGAAAGAGGGAUUCUUCUGGGACAGAAUAUGAUGACAUUGAGGGACAAGCCAAUGGAAUCUCUCCUUCUCACACCCACCAUGAUGAAGACCUCGACAUACCUCUCCUUCCCAAGAGACCCGAGAACAUUCUUGAUCAGGACACCUAUGAAGUGGAGACAGAGAAACAGGAGGACUAUGAUGAUGUCAUACCUGUCGAGGCUACAGCCAAUGAAAUUGCAGGGAUUAGAGGCACACGAGCACAUGUAGAUGUAGACGUGGAUGAAGGUGCAGAUUCAGAUUUAGAUGCUGGUCUAUUUGCAAAUGCUGAUGCGGAUAUGUUGACUACAGAGGUAGAAGUUCACGCUCAAGCAGAGUAAUAAAGCAGCCAUGAGACCAAAUUUUUAUUUUAAGAUAAUAUUAAUAAAAUCUAAGAUUGUAUGUUCUUAUGACAGUAAAAUAUUAAGAAGAAAAUAUGGAUAAACAAAUGCUGUUUAAUAAUGAUGCUAGCUCUCAAGAUGAAUAAAAGAAGGGACACAUACACAAACCUGAUUUGGAAUAACAAAAUCUUUAAUUAUCGUCACAACAGUGUAUGAACUGAGGAAAAGAGCUCAUUUUUGUACUGACAAACCAGUCAAACUUUUUGUAAUUCUUAAGGUUUUGAUGUGUAGUUUUGAUCUGUUUGUUCCUGCUUUGCUUGAUUUGUUUUUUAGUCUGUUAGAGCUCAUGAGUAGGCCCACAUGAACUCAGCAAAAAAACCUUGAAAUUCAG
Carassius carassius (crucian carp) is the source of this 4149-nucleotide messenger RNA. Its product is annotated as scavenger receptor cysteine-rich type 1 protein M130-like. Gene Ontology annotation, cellular component: membrane. Lineage: Eukaryota; Metazoa; Chordata; Actinopteri; Cypriniformes; Cyprinidae. The coding region runs from base 75 to 3758 and encodes 1227 amino acids. The transcript is spliced from 17 exons. The record is from RefSeq and is a predicted model, not a curated record.